Molecule: messenger RNA, 413 nt
Organism: Racocetra persica
Lineage: Eukaryota; Fungi; Glomeromycota; Glomeromycetes; Diversisporales; Gigasporaceae
Source: the annotation of a GenBank genome assembly
AAUUCCUCAUUAGUAAAAGUUUUGGGUGCUUCUAGUCUCUUGACUAAAAUAGUCCGUUCUAUAUUAUUUCAUCAUCAUGAUGUCUUAAUGAAUUCAUUUACUGAUUCUACAACCUUGGAUAAUUUUCAUUUGCUAUGUGAACAAGUGUCUAAGGAGGCAAAGGAACUAGCCAAACAGAUAAAGAAAAUUACUAACCAAGGAAAAACAGAUGAGUUGGUGGAAUAUGGUCAGAUUGUUUAUAAUGAAUUAGUGUCUCAUGCAAAUAAUUUGGUGGAAGCAUUAGACCUGUUUGUAAAUUUUGUUCAUCUUCAUCUUCCACAAAAUUAUGAAGGGCCAUCGAAAUUGACUUUAACGUCUUCAGUAAAUGCACAACCAAGCGAACCCUUGACAACUGGUGAAAAAAAACAUAAAAA